Molecule: messenger RNA, 821 nt
Organism: Lactuca sativa (garden lettuce)
Lineage: Eukaryota; Viridiplantae; Streptophyta; Magnoliopsida; Asterales; Asteraceae
Source: RefSeq, a predicted model, not a curated record
UCCCCAUUACCCUCGACUCUCGAGUCUCGAUAUAUCAAAUGUCUCGCCAUUAUAAAUCCAUGCCAACUCUUCUACUUUAAUCCAGUCCAAUGCCAUCCAGUUCCCAUUUCCCACCACCAUUAUGGAAGAUCAUCGCCGGCAGAAACCUAUUUCCACUGUCGAUAUGUUUACUUUUCCGGCGAUGCCACGGGACAUGGAAUCUGAGUCAGAGUUAGCCGAUCAGUUGUUCUCCAAUGGCAAACUCCUCCUUCACGCUUUCCCCGUGCAACCCACGAAUUGUAUCAUUCCAAGAUCCAUGAUUUUGAGCCGAACAAGCAGUAUCAGCAGCAAGGGUUCGUUGAUGUCUUCUCGGAGUAAUAGCACAAACAGUCGGAGUAGUAGCAGCAACAGCAGUUGCAGCAGUGCACGAACAAGUACUAGCGAAGGUUCGUUUCGGAGGAAAUUACAAACAAUCGAUCAAUCCAGAUCUGUUGCAAUCAAAACGGCAAACACCGGGACUAGAUUUCCUAAAAAGGAUUGUCAAACUCGAUAUUACUGUAAUGGUUAUGGCAAUUCUCAGAGGUGGCAGUUUAUGGCGCCGGUGCCGGUGUUGAACCGCCGGAAUUCUUUAAAGAAGAGGAAGGGUGGAAAGGGGAAGAGAGAUGGUGGCGUUAGGAAGGGUUUUUGCCGGAGGUUUUUUGGGUGGCUUGUGUCGACAUGCCAAGAGUGUCAUGCGAUUGAACCUUCUAAGAGAUUGAAAGUGAGUUUGUGAUUACCAUAAUUUCUUAUUUUUGUCAUCUUUUUCGAUGAUUAAUGGGAUUUGAUUCUAUGAUUUAUGUGUU